AUGUCGGAAUACUGGAAAUCGACGCCCUCGUACUGGUGCAAGUUCUGCAGCCAAUAUGUGCGCGACACAGGUAUCGAGAGGAAGAAUCAUGAGGCGAGUGCGAGGCAUCAAAACAACAUCCAACGAAGUCUACGGCAACUGCACAAGGACAAGCAGAUCGAGGAGCGAGAGAAGCAGAGGGCCAAAGAUGAAGUCGCCAGACUCAAUGGGAUGUUCGGAGACGGAAAGAACUCCUCAUCCUCGAAGCAACCCUCUGCGCCAGCGCCGAAACAUACCGCUACUGCCCCGCCUCAGCUAAGCACAGCGGCCCAGAGGAAAGCUCAUGCAGAACAGUUGGCUGCUUUGGGUGUGGAGCUACCAGAUGAGUUGAAGAAGGAGGUCACGGGCGUGGGAAACUAUCAAGUGGUGAACCAGCAUGCCGUGGAGGUAGCAGAAGGAGGAUCGAUCAGUGUCAAUCGAUCUCUGGCUGAGAUCCUGGCGGAAUCGAAGAAAGAGGCUGAGGAGACCGAGGAUAAGGUAAAGACGGAGGAAGAAGUGAAAGCUACGGCACAGGGUGUUUAUAAGAGGAAACUGGUGGAAGACGAGGAAGAUAUCAGGGAUGAAGAAGCUGCGCCCAAAAGGAAAGCAUGGGGGAGCAAUCUCAAGACGUAUCCUGGUUCGAAAGACAUCGAGGAGGAUGUGGGUGAUCUUGAUGCGCUUCUCGGCGGUGUCAAGAGGAAGAGGGAGCCUGAGAUAAAGCCUGAGGAUGGAGAGGAGGUCAAAAAGGAAGAAGGAGAUGAAGCUGCCAAGCCGAUCAGUGCGGUGCCGGACGUGGCUGAAUCUGGGGAGACUGCAAAGAAAGCAGAGGCAUGCUCAUACGCAGCAGCAGCCCCUGCUGUGGUGUUCAAGAAGCGGAAAGGGAAGAGAUGA
Messenger RNA from Zasmidium cellare ATCC 36951, 909 nucleotides. RefSeq lists its product as uncharacterized. Gene Ontology annotation, molecular function: RNA binding; zinc ion binding. Gene Ontology annotation, cellular component: nucleus; precatalytic spliceosome. NCBI's taxonomy places the organism in Eukaryota, Fungi, Ascomycota, Dothideomycetes, Mycosphaerellales, Mycosphaerellaceae. The transcript has a single exon. Gene Ontology annotation, biological process: mRNA splicing, via spliceosome. The coding region runs from base 1 to 909 and encodes 302 amino acids. The record is from RefSeq and is a predicted model, not a curated record.